This is a messenger RNA of Cetraspora pellucida, 564 nucleotides long. The record is from the annotation of a GenBank genome assembly. NCBI's taxonomy places the organism in Eukaryota, Fungi, Glomeromycota, Glomeromycetes, Diversisporales, Gigasporaceae.
AUGUCAAAUCGAGGUCGUGGUGGCUGUUACAAGUGUGGUGAAUCCGGACAUUUGGCUCGUGAUUGUUCUCUUAGCGCUGUCUGUCGAGAUUGUACAGAAACACCUAAAGACAAAACAUGUUACAAAUGUGGAGAUUCAGGUCACAUUAGUCGUGAUUGUUAUUCAGAUUAUCCGACAAGUAAUUCUGGAUCGAAAUGCUUCAAGUCUGGCCAUAUCGCACGUAAUUGCACGAAUGCUGAAUGCUAUAAGUGUGGUCAGGCAGGACAUAUUGCACGGAAUUGUGAAAUGAAUGACAAUUAUUACGAUGACUAUGGAAAGGUAUUCGAAGAAGUCACCUCGUUUUUAUCAAUAUUACAUCAAGCACUUCUUAAUCUUAACCAUUUUAUACCAGACCGGACAUAUUGCACGCAAUUUGACUGUGUCAAGGCUCAGAAAUGCUACAAUUGUGGUCGAUCUGGUCAUCUUAGUAGGGACUGCGAUUCUCCUCAAGGCUCUAAAGUUUGUUAUAACUGUCAAGAGGAAGGACAUAUUCGAAAAGAUUGCCCAAAGGUUGGCGCAGAUUAA